Eutrema salsugineum is the source of this 210-nucleotide messenger RNA. RefSeq lists its product as uncharacterized. The transcript has 2 exons. Lineage: Eukaryota; Viridiplantae; Streptophyta; Magnoliopsida; Brassicales; Brassicaceae. The record is from RefSeq and is a predicted model, not a curated record.
AUGGAGAGAGAAGAACAGAUUGCAGUCAAUUUGUUAAUCAAUAACAACCGCCUUAUUCACUGACUAAUUCAAGAAAAUAAUCACGUAAGACAAUUUUCAGGUCGUAGCGGAUCACCCAUAAUCAUUCUUGAAGCUGUUGCAGAUUAUGAUCUAUGGAUAUGGCAUGCCUAUUUUAGUAUGCCUGGAAGCAACAACGACAUCAAUGUUUGA